AUGGUUGGAAAAGCCGCCCUGAAGAAAGGAGCUAAGAAGGGCUUCAAGAGGAAGGCUGGUAUGAAAGGAGACAAGAAACGUCGCAGGCCCAGGAAGGAGAGCUAUGCUAUCUACGUCUACAAGGUGCUGAAGCAAGUCCACCCAGAUACGGGCGUUUCUUCCAAGGCAAUGAAGAUCAUGAACAGCUUUGUCCAUGAUAUCUUCCAGCGCAUCGCUUGCGAGUCAUCUCGCUUGGCCCACUACAAUAAGCACUCAACUGUCACUUCCAGGGAGAUUCAGACCGCUGUGCGCCUUCUGCUACCUGGAGAGCUAGCUAAACACGCCGUGUCUGAGGGUACCAAGGCUGUCACCAAGUACACCAGCUCCAAGUAA
This is a messenger RNA of Conger conger (European conger), 372 nucleotides long. RefSeq names its product histone H2B, gonadal-like. NCBI's taxonomy places the organism in Eukaryota, Metazoa, Chordata, Actinopteri, Anguilliformes, Congridae. The transcript has a single exon. Gene Ontology annotation, cellular component: nucleosome. Bases 1 to 372 code for a protein of 123 amino acids. Gene Ontology annotation, molecular function: protein heterodimerization activity; DNA binding; structural constituent of chromatin. The record is from RefSeq and is a predicted model, not a curated record.